Messenger RNA from Phaedon cochleariae (mustard beetle), 1255 nucleotides. Lineage: Eukaryota; Metazoa; Arthropoda; Insecta; Coleoptera; Chrysomelidae. The record is from the annotation of a GenBank genome assembly.
AAUAGUUUGACAUACACUUCUAACCACGCAAAUAAUACAAAAUUUUGAUGUUAUCAAAUCAGCAGCUCGACAAAAUUCACUUCGUGAAACCAUGUCUUUAACUUUCCGAAGAGUAACGAAAAUUUCCAAGAGAAGCAGAAAGUCCCAGUCGAAAUCCAGAAAAUCAGGGAAGCCUCCCACGAGUCCCAGCAUAAAUGACACACCUUAUUUGGAAAACUUUCCUUCCCUCAACACAGUCUACAAAUCAGAUAUUUUCGGCACCCCGAUCAAAUAUCACUUCUCAUGUGGGUCCGAUCAAAUUUGGAAUAUGAAAUACAGAGUGAAAUGCCACGUCCUCGUGUUCAUGGAAGAAUACAGGGACAAAUCCGUUGAAGAGCUCAGAUGGGAAGACUAUCAGUGCAACAGGAGAGGAAGACAGCUGUUCGAAGAUAAGAAAUACCUCAAGUGUCUGUGUUUCAAAGAGAAAGAUAGAGAUGAGUUCAUUGCCUCAAAAUCAUUGGAUAAUAGUUCGUCCUGUCUUGUGGAUAUCGAUACUGCACCCACGAGUAUAACUAGCUUUGAAAGCUAUUUCAAUACAGAAAUCAUCAACAACCAAGAAUGCAAAAGCGAUAACCCGACUAUAGAGAUAACCGAAGCAGCUGUGAAAUCAUCGGUACAAGCUGAAGAAGAAGACACUUCUCAUCCACCUGUAAAUGUAACAAUCGAUUUGAUGAAGCACUCGGAUUCGACCACGCGUGAAGAAGAAAUCCAAAUCGUGAAACAUAACCUCCUCAGGUUUUUCGAAAAUGCAGAACCAGAUGCCAAAAUGCCUUAUGACUUCCUGCCCCAAAAUCCAAAGUUUUACCUACCAUGUGCAGACGUCAAGUUUGUCUAUCAAAAUGCCAGACCAAGCAUAUCUUCCCUCAAAGCUAAUGACUCUAUUCAAGGUUUUAAUUCCAUCGUUGAAUCCCCGAAACCAAAUCUCAAACCCUCCUCAGAUUCCCAGACUUCUCUGGAUAUGUACGAAGGUCUUCUGGAGAAGAAGUAUAGUCUGGAUAACAAGUUUUGCAAGGAUUAUUUCUGGAAUAAAAUAAAUCCUUAUCCAGGUACUGCUGUUACUUUGGGAAUUUGCAGAGGAAAAUACGCACUGUCUGGUAGAUGUAUCGUGGACUGAGUAGUGGGGUUGAAAGUCAAGAAUAUGUUUGUUUAAUUUCGAUAAUCGUAGGAUAUUUCAGAAUGUCAAAACGAAAGCUGAUCAUCAGGAUUGAUAUGUAAC